Mollisia scopiformis is the source of this 1502-nucleotide messenger RNA. RefSeq lists its product as uncharacterized. Bases 1 to 1470 code for a protein of 489 amino acids. The record is from RefSeq and is a predicted model, not a curated record. NCBI's taxonomy places the organism in Eukaryota, Fungi, Ascomycota, Leotiomycetes, Helotiales, Mollisiaceae. The transcript has a single exon.
AUGCGUCUCACACUCCUCAGCAAGGGUGCCAUCAUCGGCCUAGCCGCAGCAGCACCACUGAUCUUUCGCAAUAAGGAUGUCACUGGCAUCGGAAGGGCAACGAACGAGCUUCCUCCUGCAUAUCAAAUUCCCGCUCAAGUCGAAAUCCUGAACAAACGCGACUGCACGCAAAAGGUAGAAUUCAAACAGGAGAGGAAGAAAGUCGAGAAGUGCGCAGACAUUUUCUACGACCUGGGUCUAAACAUGAAGCACAACGGCAACCCACCUAACAAUGCUCAUCGGACCUGGUUUGAUGUAGAAGCUCCCAUGGAUGUUGAACCCUCUUCCCAUAAAUUUAUCGAGAUCAGAGAUUGUUUGAAAUGUGCAGACUCUUCUGUUCUACGGGAAUGGACCAACAAGUUUCUUCCACAGGAUUACAUCGAUCGUGUCCAUGCGAUGAACGAUGAGGAGCUCCUGAAAGCUGCGGCUGAGUUGACGCCGAGCGACAUUCAGAACUGGGUUUGGAAUUCCAGAGACGUGUGGACCCGAGAUUUGGCUGUGGACUGCAACGGAAUUGAUGCUCACUGCCGUAUCAAGCAUAUAAAUGGGACAACAUUUCCCUCUCACCGACAACACAAGAAUCCGACGCACGAAGAGCACACUCCUCACCAACUCAAGAAACCUGAACUCAAGCCUCACUUCACCAACCAAACCAAGCAUGAGCCUGCAGUGCAUUAUCUUCUGAAGCCAGGCUCUAAGCCCCACUACCUCAACCAUACUACACACGCAGACCAUGAGUCGAAGAUCAAGCACCUCAACCGCCUCCACUCUCGUUCCAACGUUACUGCGUUCGGCAACAUGACUGCCACCUCCAAUAUGACCGAAGUCUCCAGCAAGACCGAAUGUGCACCAUACGUGAGACAGUUUCUCCAUAAUCUCGUUCACCUAGCUAUGAGCCUGGCGACUCGGAACGCGACCGAAGAAGACGCCCAACUCAUUGCCGUAAAGUUCGAAGAGAUUGUACAUAAGUACGCCACCGCUAGGGACGGACUCGCUUCUAGUAAUGGAACUUCCAACGAGCACCUGGAUGUUGCAGGCAUCACUGAUGUAUCUAACAACAUGGAAGGAGCUGAGACCAAUGAGGAUGAUGAAGACGAUGACGAAGAGGAGGCUGAGGAUGAGGGCAAAGACGAUGUCUCUAGUUCGGUCAUGUGGAAUCGCCGCAUCAUUGAAAACGCGACGAAGCUGCUUGGAGCUUUGAAGGAAGGCCUGGAUCAGAUCGACAGCACUGAGGUUGCUGAAGAUGGCAAGACUGAUCUCCCUACCUCCUUGUGGGGCAAAGAGCUGAUGAAGAUGUUACUUUCGAAGAAGGCCCAAUAUCAAACCAACGACACCGAGGUUGCUGCUCCUAUCACUGACCAGACUUCUAAGAAGUUACCUGGUGCAUUGCCCUCUGAGGUCAUUGCCAACCUCACUCGCAAUCAUGCUUAGAGUAGUUCACGAAAACUGUUUGCCGAUAUCCG